Molecule: messenger RNA, 7263 nt
Organism: Eublepharis macularius
Lineage: Eukaryota; Metazoa; Chordata; Lepidosauria; Squamata; Eublepharidae
Gene: ADAMTSL4
Product: ADAMTS like 4
Exons: 18
Coding region: 205-4503 (1432 amino acids)
Biological process (GO): extracellular matrix organization
Cellular component (GO): extracellular matrix
Molecular function (GO): metalloendopeptidase activity
Source: RefSeq, a predicted model, not a curated record
CUUUUUCUUUCUUUCUUUCUUCCUUCCUGCAAAGCGCGCCAACGGCUGCCCUUCCCCGGGUCCCUGCCUGGGCACGGCGGCUCCCCAGGCAGCUGAGAAGGACUUUCAACAAAGAUCUCCCCCGGGAGAGACUGUGGCGGAGCAGAUGCUGAAGCCGCAGGGAGAGUUCCCGACCCCCAGCGAAAGGCCCUGAUCUGUCAGAAGAUGAUGGAGAUGACGAGCCGAGGCCGGACCUUCAGGCAAGGCGGAUGGGGCCAGCCUCAGCUGGGGCUACGUCAGAGGUUUUGCUUGGCUGGCUUCUCCCUGACUCUCUCCGUUAUGACUGUGUGCCUCGGCCAAGGCAGCGAAAAGGUUCCCCAGAGGCCGCCUCGGCAGGUCUCCCAAGACGACGGCCCCGGGAGCAGAGUGCUCGGGGUCUGGAGCGUGUGGGGCUCGUGGUCAACCUGCUCACAGCCCUGUGGCCUCGGGGUCUUGGAAAGGACUCGCUCCUGCCAGUCCCCUUACCAACGGGUUCCCUGGGCUGGAAGGACAGAGCCGGCGCCCCGCCCUGCCUACGCGCAACAGCCGCCGUACCAAGAAGAAGAGGCCGCCAGCCCGUACCCAGCUAGGCCGGCUUUCCCGCUCCACACAGACAGGGACAUCAGGCCCGCGCUGUCUUUCCACGGCAGCGGUUCUGUCCUCCCUCUGCACAGCCAAGUCCCCUCAGCGGUUGCCCCCUACAGUCCUCAGAACCGGUACACCAGGCACGAGGCCUUCCCUGCGGAGGAGAUACCCUCGGCCCAAUUGCAGGGCUCUGUUUCCAGUCGCAAGAAGGACUCUGUUCUCUCUCGUGAGGCAGUUCAACGUCUAAGACCUCAGGGAAACCAGCUGGGCAGGGAAAAACUGCCCAGCCGCGCCUCUUCUCAAAGGCCACCGCACUGGGAUGUGGAGAAGGUGCCCUUCAGACACAGUGGCUCGGCUCGGCCUCCUCUCCGUGGGUCUGUCCCCUUGUUCAAGCCCCUGAGGCGGGAUAGCCUAGAGGCAGGUCUCAGCCCUGACAUGCCCCGUCAUGGCAGCCAAGGAGACAGCGGCAGAUACAACUGGGCGGCAUCCCCAACGCAGGAGUCCCCGGACUCUAGGAGGUCUCGAAUUCGAGAGCUGAUCAAGCCAGGUAAGUAUGGCUAUGGGAAAGUGCCGUUUGCCUUGCCCCUUCACACAGACACGGCGGCAGAGGGGGCUGCGCCCCGCUUUAAGAGGCACCACAGGGACCGAGUGGGUGAGCCUCCGCCCCCUCCGCCCCCACCGCCUCUUCCCCGGGGCAAGAAGCAGAAACGCAAAGCCAGCCGCUCUUCUUCCCAUGAGGAGGCGGCCGGCUGGGAGAAGGAACCGCCAGUGUCUGGAGCUGCCCCUUAUCCUGUCCGCAAACCGAAGAAGCCUCUGGCGGCAGACGACCCGGCUCAGGCCCAGGUGGAGGUUGGUGCAGCGGCAGAGAACGGAGCAGGGCAUGGCCAUCCACGGGUCCUGGGGGCAGAUUCGCACCCCAUGGGGCCAGCUGUGCCCACAGCCAUGAAAAGCCGAGCCUCGGGGGAUGGAGAGCCCCACGAGAAGACCCUGAAGCUGGCAGCAACCUCUCCAGAGCCCCGCGAUGGCAGCAGGCAGCCAGGCCUUCCCAUGGUACCUGUGGGGGGGCUCCAGCAGCAGCAGCCGCCACUUCCCCCUACCAUCUUUGCCUUUGAUGCCCCCCACGUUGGUUCCCAAGGGAGCCCGAUCUCUGGGAGGUCAACUGAGAGCUCAGCCCCUGCUGGAAAGGAAGUCGCAGAAGAUCCCAGCGUUUUGGCAGUAACUGGGGGGCCCCCCUCCCCUCCAGCACAGGCAGAGUGGCGCCUCGCACACCAGGUUUUGAGGAAUAAGAGCUCCACUCCGGAGCAGAACAGCCAUGGGAUGGGGAAGAGCCACAAAGCCGCAGCAGAGCCCCCUGAACGUCCAGUCAGCAGAUCCGGGCAUUUGCCGGACAGGGCAGGGCACGCCACUCGCCCUCCUCACGGGCAAGCCAGGUCCCGCAACCAGCGGCAGAACGAGCACCGAACAGGUGGCCGCAGUUCCAGGCUGCCCCAAAGCCUUUAUGUGGGCCAGCCCGUGGCUCCUCGCCAAGUUGAGCCGGACAUUUGGCUGCUGCACCGAGGCAGCCCCAUCCAGUUCCACGCCAGGGGCCAAGGACCGCGGACGAGCCUGCACCUGGGAACCGAAGAGUCGCAGUGGAAUCUAUACUAUCCGGGCACAGAAACCUUCCACUGCGAGGGAGAAAGCAAGCAAUUCAAGGCCUGCAAGCAAGAGCCGUGCCCAACAGAUCGGCCAGACCCCCGGGCCGUGCAGUGUGCGGCGUACAACAACCAGGAAUUCAUGGGCCGCCUCUACCAGUGGGAGCCCUUCAGGGACGUGCGGGGCACCCAGCGCUGUGAGCUGAACUGCCGCCCCAUCGGGUACCGCUUCUACGUGCGACAUACAGAGAAGGUGCAAGACGGCACGCCGUGUGAGGCCUCUUCCCAGGACAUCUGCGUGGCCGGGCAGUGCCUGGUCCCCGGCUGCGACGGGAUACUGGGUUCAAACCGCACGUUGGACAGCUGUGGGGUUUGUGGAGGGGACCACACCACGUGCAAGCUGGUGGUUGGCAACUUCAGUGACACCGAUGUGCCUAUCGGGUACCACCGCAUCUUGGAGAUCCCAGCGGGGGCCACCCGGAUCAUGGUCAAGGAGAUGACCCGCAGCCCCAACUAUCUGGCCCUUCGGAGUCGCAGUGGCAAAUCCAUCAUUAAUGGAAACUGGGCAGUCAACCCUCCCGGGCACUACGAGGCAGCGGGCACCGUCUUUGUGUAUAGCCGGCCUGAGAGCGACAGGCGCGAGGGAGAGUCGCUAGUGGCCGAGGGACCGACCACAGAACCCAUAGAUGUGUAUAUGAUCUUCCAGCAAGAUAACCCUGGUAUCUCAUACCAAUUCUUCGUGGCCUUGGCGCAGCCAGAUAGCUCCGCUCCGGAUGUCCCCAACCCUCGUCAGGAGUUCGGUGCCCUGGCCAUGGUAUCUUCUGGCAACCCAAGAGAACCAUCCACCUCCCACCUGCGCCCAGGGCCACUGCAUGUGCAAAACCUUGUCCCGGCUCGGCCCCCAAUUUCAUCCAGCCAAUCCGGAAGGAGCGGUGUGGUCGUUCCGCCUCCAGUCUCAUCCAGCCAGUCUGGUAGGACCCCUGGAACUCUGCAGCGGAAUGUCCGUGUCCCACCUCUGCCACCACCACCUCCUCCUGUCCAGCAAAACUCAGAAGUGGUACGUGACUUCUACUGGAAACGAGUUGGCAACACCGAAUGCUCGGCCACCUGCGGAAAAGGUUUCUGGCAGUCGAUCUACCGCUGCGCCUCUCGCACCUUGCAAGAGGAGGUGGGAGAAGAGAUGUGCCACCUUCUACCGAAGCCUGUGGUGACCGAGGAGGCCUGCAAUAUGGAACCCUGUCCUGCCUACUGGGAUGUGGGCGAGUGGUCGGCCUGCAGCACGUCGUGCGGCCUGGGCAGCCAACACCGCCAGGUCCUGUGUCGGCAGAUCUACGCCAACCGCAGCACUAUGGUGCACCCUCAGCGUUGCGGGCAGCUGGAGAAGCCCAACGCCACCCAGGCCUGCCAGGUGCAGGUCUGCAGCCACUGGGAAAUCCGCACGAAUUGGAGCUCGUGCUCUGUCCUCUGCGGCUUGGGCCAUCGGACACGUCACGUCCACUGCAUCAGCAACCAGGGUCAACUACUAAGUGACGGUGACUGCCCAGGCGUCCACCGGCCCGCGACCAGCGAGAUCUGUGACAUGGGCCCUUGCGUGCGCACGUGGUUCCACAGCGACUGGAGCAGCACGUGCUCGGUUGAGUGUGGCCCCGGGAUCCAGCGUCGUGCCGUGGUUUGCUUGUCCAGAAAUGCCAACGGGCCAGCAGAGGAGAAUUGUGCAGGCAACAAGCCGGCUGACAUGAGGGCAUGUAAUGGUGGCCCCUGCCAACGAGUCACCCGCUGGUAUAGUGGACCCUGGAGCCCGUGUUCAGUGGACUGUGGCACCGGCACUCAGCGGCGGGACGUCAUCUGCGUCAGCAAAAUGGGCUCGGACUUCAACGUGACGGAUGCCUCCGAGUGCGCCCACCUGGAGAAGCCACCCUCCUUGCAGUCCUGUGCCGGGACUACCUGUGAGGCCCGCUGGUUCUCCACUGCCUGGAGCGCGUGCUCCAGGACCUGUGUGGGUGGUGUGCAAGUGCGAGAGGUGCAGUGCCUGACCCAGAACAAGACCCUCAGCAGCCUCUGCCCUCCAGAUCUCAAGCCGGUCAAGAAACGGUCCUGCAACAACCAGCCCUGCAUUCCAGACCUUGAUGAGAACUGCAGGGACAAAUACCACAACUGCCCAGUGAUCGUGCAAGCCCGCCUCUGCGUUUACUCCUACUACAAGGCGGUUUGUUGUGCCUCGUGCACACACGCCCUGGAAAGACGCCACGCUGGACCGAGCCGGUAGCACCAGCUGAUGGUGGGCAAGUGGAAUCCGGGCUCCCGGGACAAGUUGGACAAAGAGCCCCCGUCAUCCACAAGCCCCACCCCCCAGGGCAGCAAGAGCCAGGGACGGGGGAGAAUGCCGAAGUGUUUCCAAAAGGGGGAAGACCAGAAGGAAUUGGAACCAAAGACCGAGAGGUCCCUUCAGUGUCCAGAGGGAGCAUCUCAUUGCUGACGGUCGAUUCCCCCUGCUGCCCAGUCUCGAGAGAGAGAGAGAGCUAUAGACUUGUUAUCCUUGUGCACUGAAGCCCUCUUCCGGAAUCUGCUCCCCCUGUAGGGGGGCUGGGGAGGGGGUGGUGUAGCAGGAAUCAGGAAUUUGUUACAGGGCAGAAGAUCCCAGAGGGUCUGGAUUUGAGCCUAGCUAUGCAAUCUAAGCCUUUCAAACCCCAGAUAAUCCUGGCCUUUGACUCCAGCCCCGAGUUGCUUCUCUCCUUGAUCCAGACAUCGUUUCUGUUCCCUUGGCUCCGAGAUGCUUACGCACGGCUGCGAGGAAGUGACACUUUCGCCUGCAAAGCGAAGGUGCCGGCUGAAGCGUGCCUUGCUGGCUUCUUGACAGGAGAGGGGCUGGCUGUGGACUAUCCUGCUUUAACACCCCUUCCCAAAGUGAUGGGAUGUUCAGAGCCGGUAUCAAAAGAUCAGGUGGGGGAGGGGUUGCCUUUUUUUAUAUCUGCAAAAAAAAUUUUUAAAAAACCCUCCUGUGCCCUGCAGAGCCAUCCAGGGGAUUCUGUCCCGGAGUCUGGAUUUUGUAUCUGAGACCAGCAAUGCAACUCUAGAGUAAUAUAGCAGAGCUUGGUGCGUGUGCGUGGGUGGGUGGGUGGGUGGGUGGCCUGGGUUUCCCACCCCCCACCAGCGCUCAUCCAUAAGUCCCAUGAGCUGGGACGAAGUUGCUUGCAGGCGGGCGAAAGGACCGUAAGUUCUGUUUUCUGUUCCCAAGUCUGACGCUUGCCAGCCGUUUUGGCGGGUUUGGGUCGGAUGGCGGCAUGGGCAUUCGAGAAAUCCAUUGGUGCUACUCUUGCAGGAGGGGGAGGCUAAAGGCUAGGGGGGAGACCUGAGGCCUCCCCUUCCUGCCUUGUGCCAGUCAUAAAACGUCUGCCUUCAGGGAACCUUCUCCAUGCAGACUCAUCUACUGAGGAACCUUAGUGCAAUGUGGAGGCUUCUGGGCAACACUGCAGGUGCACGCCAGGCCCCCUCCCCCCCGUUUCUCUGUGCAAACCUGAGAGAAUGACCUGGAAGAUGCCCCGUACUCUGUGGCUGCAUGGUGCAGGAGAUGGUGUGGUGUGGACAGGUGGGCAAACAGCCCUUCUGGUUUGGCAGGCAAAGGGCCUAAGGAGAUAGGACGUCAUCCUUGUGUAAAUGACAGUUUCCGUGGACUGCCUGAACCUCUCUGAUUGUGCAUGCAAGAGAUGGGGAUUUCCAGCCGCAGCUGCUGCAGUCUUUGUAUCUCCUUGCUGCGCUCUUUCCUUGUGGCAUCCUUCUGAAUGUGUUUGAAUGGGAAUUGUGCAUUGCCAAUCGCCGAUUAUGAUUUUUUUCUUUUUUGUAAGCUGGAGACUGUAUUUGAUUGUGUGUAGGUUCAUAAGUACACACGAAGAUAACGUCACGUCUGGUUCAGCCCCAGGCUCCUGCAUCUUCUGAGAGCUGCUGUAGCAUAGGGGUUAAGUGCUCGGGUUGUGAAUCAGCACUCUGCCGGUUCGACUCCUUCUCCUGCCAUGAGCUCAGCAGGUGGCCUUGGGUCAGCCACUCCUCUCAGCCCCAGCUCCCCAGCUGCAUUGCGGGGAUAAUAAUAACACCGUGUUCACUGAAGUGGCAUAUAAGUACACUUAUUAUUAUCUUCUCAGUCUUCUCAAAGAGCUCCUGAGAAGCUUCCAAAGUUUGAAAACGGCUGCCCCCCGUUUCAGGCCUCUUGGAUGGAACUUCUGUGCUCCACAUGUGGGUAACAAGCCGGUGACCCUAAGAAGUGGCACUUGCUAUUUACCGCAACACAAGCGCCCAUUAAAAGCUCCUGUAAUCUUUAAAGAUGGGCAGGCCUGGCUGAAAUCCAGCAGGCUCAGUUGUUUGCCUAUCCCUCCAUCACCAUGCUUGAGGAGGCCUCACCUGUUGAAUGUACAUUGUGGGGGGGGAUUGCAUAAUCAGUGUGAUGUUAGAAUUAAUAUUGAGGGAAGUCAGGCUGCCCCACCAUGGUGGUUUCUUGGACAUCAGGGUGCCAUUUUUGGAUUGGUACUGCAGCCUUUUGUUUACUGGCAAGACUCCUGGGCCUUUAGGAUCAGGUAGAAGUUCAACAGAUACAGUUUCUUCCACCAUAUAAUGGAUGUAGUGUGAUGGGUUAGAGGCGGCAACCUGGAGGAAAGGCAGGGCAGCCACUCCCAGCAAUGUGGCUUGUGUAUGGCAUUGGACAGCAUGUAUAAGACAGGAGAAACUCACCAGCCCAGAUCUUGAGACAGCUCCUGCACCUUUACGAAUUACAAGGCAGAGAAAAGGCCACCAGAAUUGGUGGGGGUGGGGGGAGAGCUACAAUCUUUAUCUUUCUGUCCCUCCUGAAACAAAGUAUACUAAAGACAUUUUAUAGACAUGGUUCAGAGAGCUCAGAGUAUAUAAUUAUAUAUAUAAAUAUAAAUAUAUAAAUCUCUAUGAUAAAGCUGAAUGUAUCUAGGUUUGUAUAUGGCACCCCUCCUCCCCCCCUUUUUGGUCCAAAUCUAAUUUAUUUUUAUUAAAGAUUAUUUGAUGUUUA